GUAGAACUGAUAAACUGCCAAAAUUCCCACUCGCAACAAAAAUAAGAACAAACCAGUCAAACACAACACGCCUAUCCCAUUUUAUUAUAACCCCUUCUUCUUUCACUUCCAAUCCCCAACAACCCAAUUCAGGAAAAAUGGAAUCUGUCAUUGCAGAGCUAGAAGGCACCCUGUUGAACAGCUCCGAUGUGUUCUCCUACUUCAUGUUGAUGGCCUUCGAGGCCUCCGGUUUGAUCCGCUUCACCCUCUUGCUCUUCUCCUGGCCACUCGUACGCCUCCUCGACGCAGCCGGGAUGGCGGAGCUGGGGCUGAAGCUGGCCACGUUUGUGGCCACGUUUGGAGUUCGAAAGGCGGAGAUCGAGUCGGUUUCCAGGGCGGUUUUGCCCAAGUUUUUUAUGGACGAUUUGAAUAUGGAUGUUUGGAGAGUGACAAGCAGGUUUAGGAGACGAGUGGUGGUGACUAAGAUGCCUAGGGUUAUGGUAGAGAUGUUUGUAAAGGAGCAUUUACGAGCGGAUGAGGUCGUCGGGUGUGAACUCGGGUUUAAUCGAUUCGGGUUCGCAACCGGGCUCGUGAAGGGAGGAUUGGGUUCUGUUGUUGAAGAGAUUUCUAAGCUUUUUGAAUUGGGAAAUGGUGGAAGAAGGCCUACUAUGGGCAUGGGGCGACCUUCAUCUAGCUCUUCCUUUUUAGGUCUUUGUGAGGAACAAAUGCACCCACCAUUAACCGCCGCUCAAAUCCAAGAUCACAUUCCACCCCACCAAAAUCUUCGACCAUCACCGGUCAUUUUCCACGACGGCCGGCUCGUCAACCGCCCAACCCCAGCCACCGCUCUCAUAAUCCUUCUGUGGGUCCCAAUCGGUAUAAUCCUCUCCCUCUUUCGAAUCUCCAUCGGCUUAAUUUUACCAAUGUGGGCCAUCCCCUACGCUACCCGCCUCUUCGGCGGGAAAGUCAUCGUCAGAGGCCACCCCCCGCCGCCGCUCUCUAGCGGCCCCAACGCGGCUACCUCUGGAGUACUUUUCGUGUGCACACACCGCACCUUAAUGGACCCAGUCGUUCUCGCCACCGUACUCCGCCGGAAAGUCCCCGCCGUCACCUACUCCAUCUCCCGCCUAACUGAAAUCCUCUCCCCAAUCCCCACCGUGCGAUUAACCCGAAUCCGACAUGUCGACGCGGAGAAAAUCAAACGAGAGUUAUCCAAAGGCGACUUGGUGGUGUGCCCCGAAGGGACGACAUGUCGGGAGCCGUUUCUCCUGAGAUUCAGCGCGCUGUUCGCAGAACUGACAGACAGGAUUGUACCGGUGGCGAUGAAUUACCGGGUUGGUUUUUUUCAUGCGACUACGGCUCGGGGUUGGAAAGGACUGGACCCGGUGUUUUUCUUCAUGAACCCGCGGCCGGUUUACGAGGUAACGUUUCUGAACCAGUUGCCGGUGGAGGCGACCUGCUCGGCCGGGAAAAACCCGCACGAGGUGGCAAAUCACGUGCAGAGGAUUUUGGCGGCGAGUUUGGGGUUUGAAUGCACCAAUUUUACGAGGAAGGAUAAGUAUAGAGUGUUGGCUGGGAACGACGGAACGGUGUCGUAUGUCUCCUUGGUUGAUCAGCUCAAGAAGCGGAUCGCCAAAUUCAAGCCCUUUAUUCACCUCAUUUAGCAACCGACGGUUCAGAUUGCUUUGCUUUGCUUUAGUUUCUUAAAUAGUUUUAGUGGUUUUAUUGCAAAUUUGUCUCUCUUUUUUAAAUGGAAUUUGGAUUAAUUUGUUUUCAA
Cucurbita moschata (crookneck pumpkin) is the source of this 1756-nucleotide messenger RNA. RefSeq names its product glycerol-3-phosphate acyltransferase 5-like. The transcript has 2 exons. Gene Ontology annotation, biological process: cutin biosynthetic process. Gene Ontology annotation, molecular function: phosphatase activity; glycerol-3-phosphate 2-O-acyltransferase activity. The record is from RefSeq and is a predicted model, not a curated record. Lineage: Eukaryota; Viridiplantae; Streptophyta; Magnoliopsida; Cucurbitales; Cucurbitaceae. Gene Ontology annotation, cellular component: membrane. Bases 138 to 1643 code for a protein of 501 amino acids.